This is a messenger RNA of Bubalus bubalis (water buffalo), 1932 nucleotides long. RefSeq names its product CKLF like MARVEL transmembrane domain containing 3 (gene CMTM3). The record is from RefSeq and is a predicted model, not a curated record. The transcript is spliced from 6 exons. Gene Ontology annotation, cellular component: membrane. NCBI's taxonomy places the organism in Eukaryota, Metazoa, Chordata, Mammalia, Artiodactyla, Bovidae. The coding region runs from base 271 to 819 and encodes 182 amino acids.
GGAGCUGACCGCGGGGGUCAAAGCCGCAGGAAGACAAGAGAGUUAUCUUGCUCUUUGAAGGCCUAAGUUCCUGGGUCCCCAGCACGCAUGGGCAGGAAGUUAGACGGGAGACAGCGAAAGCCAACAAUCUUUUGGGCAAGGAGGGGUGGUUUGAGAACUCCGACGGAGUGUUGGGUGGCGGCAAUAAGAAGGUCUCCGGCCGCCAGGACAGGGGCGCAGGGUGAGAGGGAGCGAGGCCGAGCGUAAGCAUCGGCCGCCGCCGCCGCCGCCAUGUGGCCCCCAGACCCGGAGCCCGACCCGGACCCCGAGCCCGCCGGCCGGCCCCAGCCCAGCGCGGCCCUUCCCGGGCUCCGUGCCCUCCUGCCGGCGCGCGCCUUCCUCUGCUCGCUCAAAGGCCGCCUCCUGCUGGCGGAGACGGGUCUCUCGUUCAUCAUCUUCGUCUGCUAUGUGGCGUCCUCAGCAUCUGCCUUCCUCACGGCGCCCCUGCUGGAGUUCCUGCUGGCCCUCUGCUUCCUCUUUGCUGAUGCCAUGCAGCUGAAUGACAAGUGGCAGGGCCUGUGCUGGCCCAUGAUGGACUUCCUCCGCUGUGUGACAGCGGCCCUCAUCUACUUCGCCAUCUCCAUCACUGCCGUGGCCAAGUACCCAGAUGGGGCUUCCAAAGCAGCCGGGGUGUUUGGCUUCUUUGCCACCAUCGUGUUUGCCAUUGACUUCUACCUGAUCUUUAACGAUGUAGCCAAAUUCCUCAAACAAGAGGACUCCGCACAGGAGACCACAGCUGACAAGGCAGAAGAAGAGAAUUCCGACUCUGACUCCGACUGAAGACCUGCCCUGCCCUGGCACCUGAGCCACGCAGGCCUCCGCUCCCGCACUUUUUGACCAGGCCGGCCAGAGUGUGGCCAGGGAAGCCUGUGGGGAGGGAGGCUGUGAUUUCUCUAGCAGCAGUGGGAGCUGCUGAUGGAGCAGGCCUCCUUACAGCCCCAAGCAAUAUUCCUGAGCCCCCUUAUACACAAUGGCAACCCUUGGCUUAGCACUGUCCAGCCUCUCUGCUGUGAGGGCAUUGUGAAUAUUCCGCCCCUUCUCAUUUCUGCCCCAGGACCUUAAGCCCCUUAACCUCUCUGCCAAAAAUAAGCACGGGGGACAGAGCAGAUGGAGCCUUGUUACCCCAUCACAGGGGGCCCUUCAUGCCGUGGUGAGUGUCGGGGAGAGAAGCAAGAUAAAGACUUCCACAGGGCCAAGCCCUGGGCCCUGGUGGUUUCCUUCUGUGGCUGGGGCCCCUGCUCAUGCCGGGCACUUUGUCAAUAAUGAUCCUUCCAAAAAUUCUUUUGUUCAAGGAGCACCAGUUCCCUCUUGAUUCUUGAAGCAGGGAGAAAACUAGCCUUUACCCUGUGACCUAGGAGAGAGUAGGUCCCAUUGCCCACCUCACACUUUUGGAGACCAGGACCAUGACUUCAGGUGACCUGCCUAUUCUGGGUGUAUGACUGUUUCAAAGCAAAGCUCGUAGACUAGCUUACCAGGUCCAAAAGAUGAGGGCUCCAAGUAACAAGUGGCAGCGACAGCGCGCGGGGCAGCUGGGCAGGCCCAGCCCAACUCUCUCUUUCCUGGGGCCGUCAGCAGGUGAGCGGCUCCCAGGCCCUCAGGACAAUGUACUUCUGGACACCUGACCCACAUGAGGGGUGAGACGUGCCUUCUGUGUUCACCUAAGGACCUUAUGCUGUGCAUAUAUCUUCAAUAGGAUUUUGUUACUUUAUGUAUUUUUUUUUUUAACACAAAAGCCGCUUCUUCAGUGGCAUUUCCUGUGACCCAAGAGACCUUGUGAAUGAGCCAGAGUUCUGGACCCAUGAUUUGGGCAUUUGUAGUCUUUUCUUCUUCUCUUGCAUGUGAAUCUCCUAUCCUGAAAAAAGCCAUCAUGGAUUAAACCAGACUGACUUCCUG